Messenger RNA from Penicillium atrosanguineum, 1260 nucleotides. Its product is annotated as GPI mannosyltransferase 4. NCBI's taxonomy places the organism in Eukaryota, Fungi, Ascomycota, Eurotiomycetes, Eurotiales, Aspergillaceae. Bases 1 to 1260 code for a protein of 419 amino acids. The record is from RefSeq and is a predicted model, not a curated record. Gene Ontology annotation, molecular function: FAD binding. The transcript is spliced from 6 exons. Gene Ontology annotation, biological process: secondary metabolite biosynthetic process.
AUGGUUGGACGGACCUUGACUUCCGUCGCUAUUAUAGGCGGUGGGCCAGGAGGGCUGGGAAGUGCCAUUGCUCUCUCUCAACUGCCAUGUCUUCGAGUUACUCUCUACGAAAAGAAUUCGGAGCCGCGAGAAGCCGGAGCGGGGAUCAGUCUGAGCACGAAUGCGUGGAGAGUCCUAGACUUGCUGGAAGCAAGUGAUGGAGUCUGGGGAGGCUCUAAGUCGAACACCCACCAACGGAAUGCCUAUACAGGUAAGAUAUUAAGCAUCACUCAGCAUCCGGAAAAUUCUGCUGUAGACCAACGCGGGUCGAUUCGUGCUCGCAGAGCUCGGCUCCAGUCAGCCCUCCUUGCCAAGGUACCUGAAGGCGUGAUUCAAUUCAACAAGAAACUUGUAUCUCUCGAAAGCUUGCCCGGAGAAGGGGUACGACUGGUGUUCCACGAUCAGACAGAGGUAGCCGCGGAUAUUGUAAUCGGUGCUGAUGGAAUCCACUCUUGGCUUGACCAGGUCGUUCGACGAGCCCUGUUCUCUGAUCAUCAGCUUCAUUUCACUGGAAAUACUGCUUGGCGUGUCCUUAUUCCUAAGUCACGUCUGGCGCACCUCCCAGAAAUCACGUCCACAACGGCCUGGUGGUGGGGCAAAGUUGGUCAUGUGUAUUUCUCAGAUGUAGAUGAUGGGAGAGACAAGGACCCACAAUUUGAAAUCACCAUACGCUCAUAUCAUGAGCCCGAGGUCGUGGGGAAGACGGUGGGCUGGGGUAUCCCCGCAACCAAUCAAAGAGUGGCAUCUCGUGUAGAGACAUUUGACCAGAGAGUGAGGGAUGCUGUAAGCGUUGUUGCGGAAGGCGAAUGGAGGGAGUUUGCGGGGUUCGCAGGCCCCCGUCUGGACAACAUCACCGGCUGGGACAAGGUCGCCCUUAUCGGGGAUGCUAGCCAUCCUCUUUUCGGCGCUUUUGGUUCCGGAGCGACGUUUGCCAUGGAGGAUGGCUGGAUUCUCGCUCGUGCGAUCGAGCGCACCCAAUUUGCUUCUCAACCUGCACAGAAAGCCCUCGAAAUCUUUAACCUAAUCCGAGCGCCUUAUUAUACCCGAAUGUAUGAACAUCUUGAUGAGGUUCAUGAAAAGUUGCAACAACUCCAGGCAGAAAAAGAAGACUUCAAUCAUUUUCUACAAGCCAAAGUAAACCAUUUCCUUUAUGCUGACAAAGACUUUAUCUACAAGAACGAUAUUAGGAAGGUCUGGGAAGAUUAUCUUUCCACAGAAUAG